CUGCUGCACUAUCCGCGACUCUCGGCGUCUCACACCACACGCCGCUUUCCGAUCACGAUAUAUAUCUACCUAUAUUAAAUACCGUAUAGCUCGAUCGUAGCGCCCGUUCAUGAUACAAUACGCAUGCAAAACCGCAAAACGUCAAGAUUAUUAUCAUGCAAUCAAUAUGAUUAUCGGAUAUUAAGUGAAGUGCUCUUGAUUCGUAGCGGACAGGAAAUUCUAAAGUGUUGCGAGCCUUUCGAAAAGUCCGUGAGAUGUCAAGAAAAAUUGAUGACACAAACAUUUUCCUUUAUAAUCAUUUCGCAAGAUUUAUGUAUACGGCAUUUCCUUACGUAAUUUGAAAUCACUGUACGAAGAAAUCGAAAUUAUUUGUAAAUACUUUAUUGGCAAAGGUUGCGAUACAUAUAUACAUUUAUAUGCACGUCUGUGGUCGAUUUAUAUAUACACGUUCACGCCGUGUUGCUCAACGAUCCUUGCAACAACGCCAGGCAUUUCGAAUAAAGAUUCUACAAAGUCGCAUAGAUUUAUAUGCUAGCGUCGUACAAAGAUUUAUUUGCGAGUUUAGAUGUAAUACAUACAUGUACAUGUAUAUAUAAUUGUUACGCUAUACGUGUAUUAGAAUGGCGCCAAACUCUUGGAAAUCGUAGUUUACAUAAAAUCAAAACAAGACAACGUGCGUAAUUACUUAGAUAAGAUUAAAAACACGCAAGGUAUACUUGUGCAGCUGUAAAAAAUGGUUUACGAUGAUCGGCAUAAAACGCUUUUGCAAGCAAUUAUCCACAAAGGUCUUUUACAUGAAACUAGAGUGAAAGAUUUGAGUAUUAGGUUGUUUAAUGAUGAUAAUGUAUCGAAAAGAAUAAAUGAAAUAAAUGAGAAACUGUUGCCUGUAGAUAUGCUGAUAAAAAAAGCACAGUGUGAAAUUACAGGUCAGGUAUACUGGGUCUUCAUAAGCACCGUACUUGACGAUAUAACCAAAUUUCAAACAGAAUUUUCCAAAGAACAAUUGGCUUUCGUACGAAAUAUAUUUUCUGAAAUUAUGGGAUCAGAAACAGGAUGUAUAGAAAGUAUUAAGUGUUUGAAUUUAUGCUCCAUACCAGAAGUAAAAUUAUCAACGACAAAUGCCGAAAUAUUCUUAGAGGAUAUAGUUGACAGAAAAUGGUUGAUUCAGAAGGACGGCUUUUUCUAUUUUGGUGUAAGAACUAUAACAGAAUUAAUGCCAUAUUUCAGAGCUAAUUUUGGAAACAAUUUAAGUGUCUGCUGCCUUUGUAAGCAAGUUGUUUUUCAUGGCAAGAGAUGUGACAACUGCGACCAACUUGUGCAUUUAUACUGUUUAAAAAGACUGUCUAUGGUUCAUAAUCCUAUAAAGUGUCCCAACUGUAACAAAGUCAUCAAAGACAUGGAUUUCUCUGGUAUGUUGAACGAUGUGGAGAUGGAAGAUGCAAGUGAAUAAGUCUAUAAAGAGAAUCCAAGUAUCGAGAAGAGAAAAUUGAAUUAAUUACGCACAAGAAAUAUACUUACAAUACUUUAUAUCGUACAUGUUUUCUAUACAAUGAAUUGAUAUUGUACAGUAUAUUUACAACAGUGUGUCCAGCAUAAUAACGUAAUAUGAUACAAAUGCUUCAAGUA
This is a messenger RNA of Ceratina calcarata, 1626 nucleotides long. It is a transcript of the gene Nse1, whose product is annotated as SMC5-SMC6 complex component Non-SMC element 1. The record is from RefSeq and is a predicted model, not a curated record. Lineage: Eukaryota; Metazoa; Arthropoda; Insecta; Hymenoptera; Apidae. Gene Ontology annotation, cellular component: Smc5-Smc6 complex; nucleus. Gene Ontology annotation, molecular function: ubiquitin-protein transferase activity. Bases 734 to 1450 code for a protein of 238 amino acids. Gene Ontology annotation, biological process: double-strand break repair via homologous recombination. The transcript has 6 exons.